Molecule: messenger RNA, 1327 nt
Organism: Terrapene triunguis (Three-toed box turtle)
Lineage: Eukaryota; Metazoa; Chordata; Testudines; Emydidae
Gene: EPCAM
Product: epithelial cell adhesion molecule
Exons: 9
Coding region: 238-1170 (310 amino acids)
Cellular component (GO): membrane; bicellular tight junction
Molecular function (GO): cadherin binding involved in cell-cell adhesion
Source: RefSeq, a predicted model, not a curated record
GGGCAGCGCCAGCGAUCGCAGGGGGAGGAGCGGCGGUGGCAGCAGCGGCCCCAGGUGGGUGUAACCGGAGAAGGGAGGCGCGGCGAGGCGAGGCUCGGUCACUACCUGCGGAACCUGUCGGGCAGCUCAGGCAGUGACUGGGAGCGGUUCCCCGAGGCGCACGCACAGGUCGCUCUCCCGCAGCCUACAGGGCCAAGCGCUCCGGACCCCGGACCCCCGACUCCCCGCCCGCUAGCCAUGGAGCUGCUCCGCGGGGCUGCGCUGCUGCUGCUGCUGGUGGCCGCCGUGUGCUGGGCUCAGCAGGACCAGAGUUGUACAUGUGCCAACAACAAACGCACAACCAGCUGCACUAACAACUCCGGUAUCUGCGAGUGUACAUCCUUUGGGUCACAAGUCACAAUCCAGUGUGACACACUGACUUCAAAAUGUCUGCUGAUGAAGGCAGAAAUGGCUGCCUUAAAGAAGUCUGGUCGUAGGGCGAAACCAGAGUAUGCAUAUGUAGACAACGAUGGCAUUUAUGAUCCUGACUGUGAAAACAGUGGCAUCUUCAAGGCUAGGCAGUGCAAUGGAACUUCCUGCUGGUGUGUGAACAGUGCUGGAGCAAGAAGAACUGAAAAGGGUGACACAAACUUGCAGUGCAGUGAACUAGUCAGAACAAGCUGGAUCAUCAUUGAAACAAAACAUGCUGAGAGAAGUACAGCUGUGGAUCCUUCUCGUUUGGAGGAAACCAUCAAAAAUGAAUUUAACACACGUUACUUGCUGAAUCCAAAGUAUAUAAAUGAUGUUCUGUAUGAAAACCCUUAUAUCACUAUUGAACUGAAGCAAAAUGGUUCCCAGAAGUCUGGCAAGGAUGUGGAUAUAGCUGAUGUGGCGUACUACUUUGAAAAAGAUGUCAAAGGUGACUCUCUACUUCAGAAUGGCAUGCUACAGAUUAACAUCAGUGAAGAACCUCUAAAAUUUGAUCAAGCUCUAAUCUACUAUGUUGAUGAAAAGCCACCGGAGUUUUCCAUGAAAGGUCUGACUGCUGGUGUUAUUGCCGUCAUUGUAGUGGUGAUACUAGCAAUUGUUGCUGGAAUUGUUGUACUGGUUAUCACUAGGAGAAGGAGAGGAAAGUAUGAGAAGAGUGAGGCAAAGGAAAUGAAUGAAAUGCAAAGAGAACUAAACCCAUAACUGAAGUCACUAGAAGACAAAUUGUGAACUAUCAAGAAGGCAAACAGAACUGAAACAAGACUAGAAGUGUGGAUUUAAAUUUGUGUAUGUUUGGUCUAUGGGGAAAAAUUAUGUAACUUGGUGAUCUCUCAAAUUUGAAUGAGCAUAAAUAGGAUAA